CCCUUACCUCCAGACGCGGACGCUUGAGCGGCUCAGAGCACCUCCUCCCGGGCGCCUCAGAAAGGGCGCUGGGAGUCUGAGUUCGUCAGGUGCAUUUGGCCGACAGUCGCGUUGCGUUCCCGCCUCUCUCAGCGCGUCAGAGGCAGAAGUUGUGACCUUGGUGGGAAACCAGUCCAGGAAACGUAGAUGAGUAGAGAGAUCUGCAUCCAUACCUGGCCGUGCUCCUACUAUUUAGAACUUGAGAAGCGAUGGAUCCCUGGAAAACUUUCAUUAACUCCUCUUUCACUAAAAUUUAUGGCGGAUAAAACAGAAGAAGUUCUUGUCAACUUUCCCCUUUCUAGCAUAAUUGAAAUCAAGAAAGAGGCUUCCCAUUUUUUCUUCAGUUCUAUCACCAUCCUGGAAAAGGACCAUAUUAAGCACUGGUUUAGUUCCUUAUAGCCUAAUCGGAAUGUCGUCUUCAGCAUUAUUGAGCAUUUCUGGAGAGAGCUGUUGUUGUCUCAGCCAGAAACCGCUGUUCAAUCAUCAUCCUCCACCAUGACCAAGGGGAAGGAACUGACUGGAUUGAUGGCGCGUUCCCAGAAGCGUUUGGAAGAUACGGCAAAAGUCCUCCAUCAUCAAGGGGAACAGUUUGAUAACAUCAUGAAAGGACUAGACAAGAUUGAAUCUGAUCUGGAGGUGGCUGACAGAUUGCUGACAGAACUGGAAUCUCCUUCUUGGUGGCCUUUUAGUUCCAAACUGUGGAAGACUCCAUCAGGAACAAAGCCCAGGGAAGGUGCCUCAGUGUCCUCCUCUGAGGCUUUUGGAAAAGAAGGGGUGGUAAUUAAAAUUCCUGCGAUUAUUUCCCAAGGAACAGAGUCUCACGUUAAACCAGGAAAGCUCACGGUCCUUGUUUCUGGAUUAGAAAUCCAUGACUCAAAUUCUUUGCUCAUGCACAGAUUUGAAAGAGAAGAUGUGGAUGACAUUAAGGUUCACACACCGUAUGAAAUUAGCAUACGCCAGCGAUUUAUUGGGAAGCCAGACAUAGCUUAUCGUUUGAUAUCUGCAAAAAUGCCAGAGGUCAUCCCAGUGUUAGAAGUGCAGUUCAACAAGAAAAUAGAGUUGUUAGAAGACGCCUUGAUGCUCAGUAGCACCAGAGCCUCCUCUCCAGCAGAGAAAGUUUGCUCACCCUGGCAUGCAGCAUCUGGGCUGAUGGUGGACCGCGUUUUGCACCGAGAGUUCUCCUCAGGAAGCGAAGAAGGCAGGCAGGCUCAGAUGCAGACAAGCGAGCAGCUCAUCUCCGAGGAGGACACGCAGGAGCUGAGACAGAUCCUGAGGAAGCUGAAGAGCCUUGCCCUGGACACGGAGACGGAGCUGCAGAGGCAGGAUGAGGCUCUGGACGGCAUUACCUCUGCUGUGGACCGGGCGGCCUUCACCAUGGACAAGCACAAUCGGCGAAUAAAAAAACUGACCUAGGAGAGGGAAACGCACCCGUGGACCAUUUCGGAAGAGAGUCAUGUCUCUGGAUUUGUCCUUCUCAAUCCCCACAUCCUUCCACCCACCGGAGGGCCCUGGGAAGCGACUGCUGUGAGGAGUGGCAGGGGCAGUGUAACCCAGGGUCCUGGCGACUCCCACGGAGGAAGUGCCCUGCAGUGAGGGAGAGGGUGCGGGGUAAGGACGGUCGGGCCUGUGUGCGGAGCAGUGCAGACGGGGCCGGUGGACCUGGCCUGGGAACCAGGCUGGCCCACUUGCUCUCCUGCUCAGAGCAGGGGCCCGAGCUCCGUCGAGGCUGCUGGGGACGUGCAGGCCCCACCCCACCCCACCCCACCCUGCUGCUGGCAUGCUGUCCUCCUUGGGAA
Choloepus didactylus (southern two-toed sloth) is the source of this 1835-nucleotide messenger RNA. RefSeq names its product synaptosomal-associated protein 47-like. Gene Ontology annotation, cellular component: SNARE complex; plasma membrane. Lineage: Eukaryota; Metazoa; Chordata; Mammalia; Pilosa; Megalonychidae. The record is from RefSeq and is a predicted model, not a curated record. The transcript has 5 exons. The coding region runs from base 535 to 1452 and encodes 305 amino acids. Gene Ontology annotation, biological process: synaptic vesicle priming; synaptic vesicle fusion to presynaptic active zone membrane; exocytosis. Gene Ontology annotation, molecular function: syntaxin binding; SNAP receptor activity.